CUUCUCUGUGACUGGGUCCUGAUUAAGGUCCUCCUACGAAAGACUUCAUUGGAUCCACGCUCAAGAAGAUUCGACCAGGUUUUCCUGACCCCCCUACAUCGCUGUAAAGUGCCAAGGCCUUAAGACUUGGUCACUGUAUGUAUGCCUUGUUUCGCGGGUCCACGGGAAGCAUGAAUCUGUUGGGACUUGGGACAAGAAGAAACAAGACAUCUUCACAAGGAAUACCAGACAGUAACAAAAAGUAUCCCGAAGUCUGAAGAGAGAAAACAAAAACAUGACGGACAGAGGACUUAGGGACCCUCCGGAGGACUCUCAAAAGGAUUUGGAAAAUGACCCAUCAAUAAAUUCUCAGGCACAGGAGACCGCAGUCACAAGUACCACUGAAGAAGCGCAGACCCCAAACCCUGCCUCUGGUCUUAACAAAGAUCACCACGAGGUAGAAACAAUAGGCCCAGCAGGUGCAGAUACAGGUGAUCAAUCAGAAAGUCCAAAGGAAACAAAUGAUGGGAAAUCUCCAAAGGAUAAAACAGAACAUGAGAACAACCAGAGUUGUCAGGAUGGAGAAGAAAGGCAUCCCAGCCCUUCAGAAAAUCUGGGUAAGGACCCCUUGGAUCCAGAACCCAGCCAUUCUCCAGGUGAGAAGGUAGGAAGAGCGGAUGCACACGGAGGGAGCGGCCCUGCAGCCCUCGCUGAGGAAGCGAGCGCCAGACCUGGAGCUUCACGGGAGCCAUCUGCUGCAGACCCCCAGGAUGCCCAGAGUCCUGGUCAUUCCAGUGCGGGGCUGGAGAGCCAGGAGACACUGAGGAGGCGAGGGCGAGAGCUGGCGCCAGAGGCUGAAAGUCAUCAACAAGAAACACAAAAAUUGGAAGAAAAUAAAGAGAAUGUACAUGAUACCUUAAGAAAGACUAAUAAAAAGGAUUUUUGCAACUAUGGCUCUAUCUUUGUUGGCUUCCUGGUUGUGACUCUUGUUUUGCUAGGUUGUGUUAGUAGCUACUAUUCCUCUCCAGCCCAGCAAGUGCCCAAUCCAGCUUUGGAGGCCUUCUUGGUUCAGUUCAGCCAAUUGAAGGAUAAAUUUCCAGGCCAGAGUUCCUUUCUGUGGCAGAGAGGACGGAAGUUUCUCCAGAAGCACCUCAAUGCUUCACACCACACUGAGCCGGCCACCAUCAUCCUUACAGCCGCUCGAGAGGGGAGAGAGACCCUGAAGUGCCUGAGCUACCAUGUUGCAGAUGCCUACACCUCUUCCCAGAAAGUCUCUGCCAUUCAGAUUGAUGGGGCCGGAAGAACCCUGCAUGACAGCGACACGGUCAAGCUCCUGGUCGACAUGGAGCUGAGCUCUGGGUUCGAGAACGGCCAGAAGGCUGCCGUGGUGCACCGCUUUGAGUCCCUUCCCGCAGGCUCCACCUUGAUCUUCUACAAGUAUUGUGACCAUGAGAACGCUGCCUUUAAAGAUGUGGCCCUGGUCCUCACCGUUCUACUAGACGAGGAAACGUUGGAAGCAAGUGUUGGCCUAAGAGAAACAGAAGAAAAAGUGAGAGAUUUGCUCUGGGCCAGGUUUACCGAUUCUGACACUCCCAGCUCCUUCAACCACAUGGACUCAGAUAAAUUGAGUGGGCUCUGGAGCCGAAUUUCACACCUGGUGCUGCCGGUCCAGCCAGUGAGGAGCAUAGAGGAGCAGGGGUGCCUUUGAGGAGCUAAGCCUGCAAGUGGUCAUGGGAGGCGUGGGUUCCUUGAAGAGUUUGAAAGACUUCCAUUUACGUGGAAGGAGAUUGAUGAAUGUGAGGAGAGCACAAACGAGCUUAUUUUAGAAAAUAAUUUUUAAUUUUUCACUUUUCACUUUUUGUAAAACCUUUCUAAUCUAAGCUUGACAAAGCUAAAAAAUUGACCUGAUUUUUUUCCCUUGCCUUUUGAGCAAAUCAGGUUUGAAAUAUAGCAUGGUAUAUGUAACUGAGGAAUUUUUUUUAAAUGCAAAAAUAUAUCUUCCACAGAAUCGUUGCACGGGAAGAUACUCUUCUCAGAGUAAGUACAGAGUGAUUUUUGUUUUCUUGACACUCUGAAGAGCCUUUGGAGAGUGUGGACUUGCACCAAAGCAAUUACAGUUAUGAAGCUGUGAUAAUUUUUAGAAAAUUUUUCUAUCACAUGUUAAAUAUUUUAAUAACCUAUUGUGGGAUUACAUCUUAUACUAAUUUGCACUUUUGAAUAGUAUGAAAAAAAAGAAACACAAAUUCAAAUACUUAUCUAAAAGCUAUCUGUAAGGCACUGUGCUUUUAUUCCGUUAAUGAGCUGAGGUGGAACUAGCUGUACUCAUUGGAAACAAUGGGGAAGUUGGUUAUAAAUGUUGGAAAUGAAAAAAUUCCAAUUGACUGUCUUUACGUCAACUUUCCUGAUUGACUUAGAGCAGUGAUUUUCAGGCUGUGUCUCCUGGCACCCCUCCACUUUGUAUCAGAGCUGUUCUCCUUUGGCUACUUUAUAUAUUAGGAAUCUCCAUUAAGAUUGAAUUGGAGCAAGGAAUUCCACUGAUAAUGAAGUUUGAAAACCACCAAUUACGUGAAAAAACAUCUUAGAAGAUAAGAAAUGGGUAGAAAAAAAUGAAUGUAUUAAAACUCAUGAGUAGGAAGAGAAUGAAAUGUGUAGAGUUGUUGUAUAGACACGCUAUUUAUGAAAGAUAAACAACUACAGGUGAACAGAAGAAUGUAUAAACUAGUAUUCAGUAGCAUAUUUCUGAUGCUUCUGUUAAUUUCUGUUAGUCAUUUCUGUCUCCCCUGAGUGGAGUUUUUUAGUAGCCUAGGACGAGAGUUUGAGUGACUUUUAAGCAAAAGAGAUUCUAAUCUCAGUUGAAUAGUAGGUUUUAUAUGGGCAGAUUGGCAUAACUUUACCAAACUCUUUCUUGUUAUGCAGUGAUGGAACAUUAUAUAAGGCAGCUUAUUUCUUGACCAGCUAGUCCUGUCAGGUUAACAAUUAGAGACAUGCAAGAGAUGUUAUGCUUAGAGGAAGUAGAAAUGUUAGAUAGAUUCUCAGAGGUUUUAAUGGCCAAUAUUAAUUGUUGGACCAUGGUCUGUGAUUGUGCUUGAGAUUGAGAGCAGUGUUUCUGGAGACAGUCGUCGUUUAUUUGCAUUUCAGUUCUGAAAGCAGAAUUCCAGUAAAAUGAUCUUGCUCUGUUUAACAAAGGGUCUGUUCCAUUACAUGAUGUACCUAGGAACUAUCACCAUGAUCCUGGCGUGGUUCAGCUAGGUUUCGACCUCUCUGCUGCUAUGAGAGUGAGUAUGUGUGUAUGUAUAUAUUUAAGAAGUCACGUGAUUAAAGUAUGGAAGGAUUUUCAGAAACGCUAAGAAGACGUAGGGAUUUUUAUUAAUACCUCGGAAGGGAUCUCAAAGACAUGGAGGAAGAAUCUAUUUGAAAAGAUCUGUUCCAGAAAGAAUACAUAAACCUCUUCUAGCCAAGGCCUCCAGUUGUGCUCAGUUGAGCAUAGGGGCAUAGCUAAAGGAACUGUUUUCAUUUGGGACUCUGAGGGAAUUUUCCAAGAGAUUUGAGGAAAGACCUGCCUGGACAGAAAGUUAAAUCAUAGUGAGUAUAAUAUCUGUAUCAGUCCAAUAUAAAAUCAGAGGAAAUUGAAGAAAAAUCUAUAUAGCAUAGAUCUCAGAUGUUAGCAUUACAUCACAAAACCAAUGGUGCCUUGUAAACUAUCCCAUCGGCCUGCUGAUGCGUGCUACCUCAGAUCCAUCUGGUCCCCGUCAGCAACUCAGAUCACAGUUGAGACAAAUACUCUUGUUUCUUCAUUCAGUUGAAUGUGGUUUUUCAUCAUUUCCUUUCAAUAUAAUUUAGAAAAAUUUCAAAAAGUCACAAUUUUUUUUUUUACUGUUUAGCCUUUGUUAAAAACACUUUUCCUUCCAUGUCUAAGUGCAAUCAACCGAAACUCUUGUCAGUUUUCUGUCCACUAUUUCAAAAAUCAUUUUAAAAAGAAGCAGUAUAUUAGCUCUGGGUCUUCUGAGGAAUAAAAUGAUAAGUUUUAAAGCAUAAAAUUAUAUAUUUUUUAAAUGUACAAAUAAUUAAAAUCUAUUAUCUAAAUAUACCCUUAGCUUAAUUUCUAUUCAGUUUCUGUUUUUUACAUUUUUCAAGUUUUCAGAUUUUGUUUUGUGUGUCUGGUAGUUCAUCUUUCAUUACUGUGAUAGGUAAUUUGACUUAGAACAAUGACUUGUGAGCGUAGGAUGCCAUACAUGAUACCCAGACAUCACCAUUUAAUUAUUAUUGCAGAACUCUCGUUACAUUAUAUAUUAAUAUAAAUCCUUUCUUGAGUAAUCCCAGGGUUCUGGAAGCAAGUAGGGGAAUCAGAAACUGUCUCUGGACUCGAGUUUUUUCCCCUGGAAAUUUUAGGUUUCCCAGUUACUUUAGGGUAAACUUUAGGGUUCCUCGUUAGUUUCCAUGGCAGAGAAGUUCCAGGGGAUUUACGUCACUAAAUGUAGUAAUGCUGUUGUUUUUAUUUCUGUUUUUUAAAUCAAUAAAAUAAUUUAAAUGUAUUUUAUUUGAAAGCCUCCAAGCUGAGGUGGUUUUGACCCUUUGAUGGUUUUUAAUUGUUUGAUUUACAAUUUUAUCUGUUAAAGACACGAAGCAUAAUGUUCAUUGAUGUUAAAAUAUAGCAAACAUAUCAAUUUGGCAUGUGAAAGUGACAGUAAUGCAGCAAGACGAUCUUCACCAGGACUAUAUUUUCAUGUGUCUGACCAAAAUUUUUAUGCAGCAUAUACAGGUGUCUAGCACUUCAAAAACUAAUGUUAAGUAGAAAAUAUAAAAUAUAUCCACUUAGGUUACUAUUUAAUGGGAAGAAAGCGUAUGUCCAUACACAAUUUAUUUGUAGAGAAGUACUUUCAAAUAGCAACAUGAAACCUUUUUCUUUUACCAUUUGACAAUAAAACACUUAUAAAAAUAAACAGGUACAUCUUUGUAAAGCCCUCAUACCAUUUUAUAAAAGCAGUUUUUAAUCUGGUUUUCAAGUUGAAUAUGUACUUACAAAUGUCAGUCUUCAUUUUAAUAUUUUGGCCACCAAUCUGAGCAUAAUAUAUUUUAUUUUAGAAUUUGUUGAAAAGUCAUGUUGCUUUUGUGUUUUGUUUUUUUCAAAAUUAAAGUACCUUGAACACUGUGUAUCGCUUGUUCAAUGGGAAUGUCGUUUGUUUUUAUAUAUGUAUUGUGAAUAUUAUCAGUGAUUAAAAAUCACUUCUUUAUCAUAAUUUAUAUAAAUAUGAUGAAAUGAUUAUUUAAAAAUUUUUCCAAGGGUGUUCAUGAGAUUAUAAAAUGCUGAGGUUUAUGAGUCAUAUGGGAAAUACUGGUUAUCGAUAGUAAUAUAUUUGCAAAGAAGACGUCACCCAUCCUAGAGAGAACCCCAUGAAGUUAAGACAGUCGUGUAAAACUGUUUCUCCAGAUGGCUCUAAAAUAGGCCUGACUCCUAUUCAUGUUCAGGUGUAGGUGUUAGGUUGUGAAGUACUUGAUAAUGGGGGCCUAAAUGUGCCUCAUUCAGACUGAGACUUGGCUAUUAAACUCAUUUCCAACUAAUACACUGCCCUCUCCCUUCUGUAUCUAUACGCAUUGCUUCUCAAGCUGUUUUUAGAAACAUAGAUAAACUAGGGAAGGGCACUAGCCUUAUCCAAAUGGCCUAAGAACACAAUUAGCAUCCCCUAAUCUGUAAAUAAUCUGUAAAGAUAUAAAUAAUUGUCUUCCAUGCCUUUCCUCCCAGUAGAACCUGCGGUGUCUAUUUCACUUGUUUUGAUGUCUUUAAAAAUCCAUAGAUUGAUUCCUAUAUUGGGAAAUAACCUCCCACUUUUCCUCCUUGAGGCUCGUAAACUAAAUUUGCCCUUGGCUAGGAGCACUUACCUGAACCAAAAAGAACGUUUGUGCUCAGGAAGCAGCCAGCUUAGUAACCUUGUGGUCGGGUAGAGCUGGCAGGAGGAUGUUGUGCUUGUCACGACUGGUCCACAGAAGUCACAGCCCUCCGCCCUGUGUCCAAAGUGGGCCUCAGCAUUGUCAACACGAGCUCCAGGCCUCUGCUCCCAGCUGAUCAGAUGAUGAGAGAUUUAAAUCUGUUUGCCAUCCCCAUCAUAAAACAAAGCAGCAGCCCAUUGACUUUUAAACCCAACCGCAUUUUGUUUUUUUCCUACUUAACAAAAAAUAAGUGGACUUUUCCAGUAUUAAUGUCAGAUUUCUUGGCAUUCCCUUUUUCCUUAUGUAACCACGAUGUCUUUUGAUUUCUUAUGGAUUUUGAAGAAUGUGCCUUUUUCAAAUUAGUUGUCUGGUUAUUACCAAAAAUAAAUCUCCUUCAUUUUU
This is a messenger RNA of Equus caballus (horse), 6306 nucleotides long. The record is from RefSeq and is a predicted model, not a curated record. Lineage: Eukaryota; Metazoa; Chordata; Mammalia; Perissodactyla; Equidae.